Molecule: messenger RNA, 1223 nt
Organism: Schizosaccharomyces japonicus yFS275
Lineage: Eukaryota; Fungi; Ascomycota; Schizosaccharomycetes; Schizosaccharomycetales; Schizosaccharomycetaceae
Product: 3-hydroxyacyl-ACP dehydratase Htd2
Exons: 1
Coding region: 161-1009 (282 amino acids)
Source: RefSeq, a predicted model, not a curated record
GGUGCAUCUCAUUAAAGCACUGAUCAACGAAAACGCCCUUACACACGUUAAACAACAUAACGAAAUAUUAAACUGCCUCGUAACUCUUCACUAAAUCACGAAACUCGUUAGUUACUACUAUCAGUCAUUUUAACCUGGCUGGUUGAGCGUGAUAGCCGCAAUGAAACGGUUUGUGCUGAAAGAGUUUCUUACUGAGACGCCGCUACAAAAAUUGCGCGCAACCCUUAGCGAUGUCUUAUCGCCCUAUUACAGUGAGCAAAAAGAGCUUACGGAACACCCGGAGCCUUCCGAGAAACUGACACUACUGCCUGGUGAACACCUAGUGUAUUUCAACGAUGCGAGGCCCGAACACGAAUUGCUCGGAGACGGCUACGACAAGGACCACGCACCUUUCACAGAAAGCGGCACACCAAUCCCGUUCAGACAUCGACUGUGGUUGUACGGCUCUAUAGAACAUACAGCACCGCUACACUUGCACCAGUACGCCAGAUGCCAUGAGCUUGUACGAACCGCCACAGACCGAGUACAUGUACAACGCGACAUUUAUUCAUCCAAUGGACAACUAUGCAUACGCGAAAACCGCACAUUAGGUUACGUUCAAAACGACGUAAACACUCGCAGGUUUAUUCGGAUGCGCCAACAGACAGCAGACACGCAGACAUUUCAUCUGACACCAACGCCAGUUCUUGUGUGGAGAUACUCAGCACUCAUGUUCAAUGCUCACCGCAUCCAUUGGGAUUGGCGAUACACGACACAGCAAGAGUCAUAUCCCGAAUUGCUGGUGCCCGGUCCGCUGCUGGCAACGUUCAUGCUUCAAUACGCUCAGAGUCUACACCCUCACAAGAGUGCGUCAGAUUUUCGUAAUUUUACGUACAGGAUCCUCAGCAGUGCGUGGGUAGGCAAACAGAUUGCCUUGAAUGCUUCAAUGUCUAAUCCACAGGCGGUUUGGAUAGAAGACUUGGAAACGCAUGCGUUAAUAGCACGCGGCAGCAUCACGUUUAACUCUUAGUGUGCAUGACGAAAGAGCAAUGAAGAACCGUGAGUAUGCAGGUACAUCGAAUGCGAACCUUGUCCAGUUUUGCGGGUUGGUGAAGAGGAAUAGACCGGAUCCAGGAAGAAAUAAGUUAAACAUACAUAAAAAGGGAAAAUAAAAUAGGAAUAGGACAUGACAUAAUGAAAAGAAAACUCAACGAAAACGUGGCCAUCUAGAAAGAAGUAUUGAG